Molecule: messenger RNA, 1996 nt
Organism: Branchiostoma belcheri (Belcher's lancelet)
Lineage: Eukaryota; Metazoa; Chordata; Leptocardii; Amphioxiformes; Branchiostomatidae
Product: mucin-2-like
Exons: 5
Coding region: 86-1996 (636 amino acids)
Source: RefSeq, a predicted model, not a curated record
GUGACAUCGUUCCGCUCAGGUGUCGGUACAAGAACGGCGGAGGUUUUCUGAGUGACGGACAGAUUCUACACACUACAUUUACAACAUGGCGAGGAUAUCAAGACAAGUCUUUUCAUGGCUGGGGAUCGCCUUUUUAGCAGUGUCGGUACGAGUAAGCCAUUCACAGGCGCCAACAACACCCCGCCAAACCCCAAGGCCCCUGGGAAGGUGUUCUGUGGAUGACGUCGUUAAGAGAAACCAGGAGUGCGAAUCAGAGUUCAUCUAUGCCUUGUGCACCAACCCGGACAUCGACUGUGUUACACACCCUGAUAUGACCCGGAUUGUGAACUGCACCAGAGAUGUGUACUAUGACUGUGUUGUCGGCAUCUUUGAAGAUGCAAUGGUCCAAAAUUUCCUUGUCACCAUAGCCACAGCUUUUAACGCUGCAGACCGUUACUGUAACGGGACAACAUUUCAUCCAGAACAGAUGAGAACAGAUGGAGAAGGGGUGGAAUGCGAGGAGCAAUAUUCCAAUGACUCAGCUGCAUGCAUAGAGCAGUUUAUGGAAUAUUACCUCAGCAAUAAGUCACACCCUCAGCUGUGCAGGGAGUAUGCUAUCAUGACUGACUGCAAGAAGUCUGCACUAGACGACCACUGCCACUCCGUGCACUUUGACAAACUGUACGAACUUCGCCUGCGCCUAAGAAGUGACUACAACCCGUUUUGCCAGUGCCCGAACCAGUACUUAGGCUCGACAACAACGAGUAGAACAUCUACUGUAAGCCCUUCUACAGUAACAGCGCCACCACCGCUGAUUAUCGGUACUGCAGCAACGGCCAAAGAUUCUCCAACAAGUGCUACUUCUACUACACAGGUGGUGACGUCUGUAGCUGGAACCACGAACGUUAUUGGCAUUCCUGUUACACCUCAAACGACAGCUUCUACAACACAAACACCAACGAUGGCAACGUCUGUUGUAACAACUACAACAUCUCAGGCGCCCACCUACCUCACCACAGUGGCUACUGAUGCACAUACCGAUCCAGCAACUGUGGCAAGUACUCCACAAACUACAGCAGUGAUAACACCAAGUGUUGCUACUACAGCACCGACUACAACACACGCUGUGUAUACAACAGGGUCCACGUCCACUUUACCAUCACCCACAACGCCUACAACAAUAGGCACUACAACGUCUUCUACGGCAGAGAUGGGCACUACAACACGUACAACAACAAAGAUGGGCACUGCAGCGACUACAACAACAGAUAUGGGCACCACAAGGCAUACAACCACAGAGAUGAGCACUACAACGCCUGCAACGACAGAUAUGGGCACUACAACGCCUGUAACGACAGAGAUAGGCACUACAGCGCCUGUAAAGACAGAAAUGGGCACUACAACGCCUGUAACAACAAACAUGGGCACAACAGCGCCUACAUCGAUGCAAUCGAUGGGCACUACAACACCUACUACAACAGAGAUGGGCACUACAACUCCUGCUACGACAGAUAUGGGCACAACAGCGUCUACAGGGAUAGGAACUACAACGCCUAAUACGACAGAUAUGGACACUACAACGCAUACAACAACAGAGAUGGGCACUACAACACCUACAACGACAGAUAGAGGCACCAAAACGUCUACAACAAUAAGAACUACAACGCCUACUACGACAGACAGGAGCACUACAGUGACUACAACAACAGGGAUAGACACUACAACAUCUACAAGGACAGAUAUGGACACUACAACGACUACAACUACGACAAAGAAAGACACUUCAACGCCUACAACUAGAAGAAAUGAGUCUACGAGAGAAAGAAGGACUACUACAGGCCAAAACAGCAAGUCAGACAGAACUACUGAAACGCUCCAAACGGCCCAAGAACAGGGCCCACCCGCUGCAGUUAUAGCUGCGGCCGCUGGCGGCGUGACUGUCCUAGGCGUGGCUGGCAUCGCAGCUUACGUCAUCAAACUAAAAUUCUGUAAACCUUCUAGAGUUUACAUCGCGUAA